Molecule: messenger RNA, 4389 nt
Organism: Rosa chinensis
Lineage: Eukaryota; Viridiplantae; Streptophyta; Magnoliopsida; Rosales; Rosaceae
Product: TMV resistance protein N
Exons: 5
Coding region: 101-3625 (1174 amino acids)
Biological process (GO): signal transduction; defense response
Molecular function (GO): protein binding; ADP binding
Source: RefSeq, a predicted model, not a curated record
CAUUCUCAAAAAAAAAAAAAAAACAUUGACUAGAAACAGAGUAUUUCCGUCGAUAACACGCGGCUAUGCUACUCUGAUUAGGAGGCCGAUUAGGAGAUCGAUGGCGUCAACCUCUUCUCGUCGUCAAUGGAAAUACGAUGUCUUUCUAAGUUUCAGCGGGGCAGAUACCCGCUAUACUUUUACCGAUCGUCUGUAUUCCGCACUAGUUCAGAAAGGAAUUCUCACCUUUAUGGAUGAUCCAGAGCUUGAGAAAGGAAAAUCCAUUAGGCUUUUAGCUGCAAUUGAGGACUCUAGAUCUGCGAUUGUCAUUCUCUCAGGGGGCUAUGCUUCUUCGACAUGGUGCUUGGAUGAACUCGUCAAGAUUAUUCAGUGCAUGAAAGAGAUGGGCCAACAAGUCCUCCCCGUCUUCUACUGGGUGGAUCCUUCUGAUGUGCGGCACCAAAGGCGAAGUUUUGAGCUCAAAUGGAAAACCCAUGUAGAUGUGGAAGUGGAAGUAAGGGAACAUGAAGAAGUUUAUGGGAAGAAUGAGGACAGACUAAAUGCGUGGAGAGCUGCUUUGACAGAGGUCGCCAAUCUUUCUGGCUGGCAUUUUACGGGUGGAUAUCCAACAAACCUAGUUGACGAAAUUGUUAAUCACAUACUCAAGAAGUCCGUGUAUACAUCUUCAAGUGUUGACAAGGGCUUCAUAGGAAUCGAUUCCCGUGUUGAUGAUUUUUUAAGCAAUUACAUAUAUCCGCAGUUUGGUGGGGUGUGUUUUAUAGGGAUCCAUGGCCUGCGGGGCAUAGGUAAGACAACACUUGCUCGAGCUAUCCAUGAUGAAAUUUGUCAGGAUUUUGACCGGACCUGCUUUCUUUCCAAUGUUAGAGAAAUGUCUAAAAACAAUGGCCUAGUUUCUCUUCAAGAAAAACUUCUUUCCAGAAUCCUGAUGGCUAAAAUUAAAAAUAUAGAGCAUGAAGACACAGGAGCUGCUAUGAUUAAAAGGCGGUUCUGCAGAACAAAGGUGCUUGUUGUUAUUGAUGAUGUGGAUCAGUUGACACAAUUAGAGAAAUUGGCUGGAAGUCGCAACUGGUUUGGUCCAGGGAGUAGAAUCAUCAUAACCACCACAGAUAUUCAGUUGUUAAAGGCACAUGAUGUUGAUGCUACAUACAAGGCUAACGGGUUAAACUGUGGUGAAGCACUUCAACUUUUGAGUUUGAGGGCUUUUAAGAAAUGUCCCCCACCAGAAGAUUAUUUGGAUCUGUGCUACCAUAUUCUAGGGUAUGCUCGGGGGCUUCCAUUGGCUCUCGUGGUUUUAGGUUCUUUUCUAUUUGGUAGAAGCGCUGAUAAAUGGGCAAGUGCAAUAGAUAGGCUAAAGAAGACACCAGAUAAACGCAUUAUUGACGUGCUUCGGAUUAGUUUUGAUGGACUGGAUGAAAAAGACAGAGAAAUAUUCCUGCAUAUUGCUUGCUUUUACAAGGGGAAGGAUAAGGAUCGUGUGACACAAAUACUAGACUAUUGCCAACUAGACCCUGUCAUUGGUUUAGAUGUUCUUGCUGAUAGAUCUCUCAUAACUAUCUCCAACAACGAACUGUCGAUGCAUGAUUUGCUACAAGAAAUGGGCUGGGAAAUUGUUCGUGAACAGUCUCCUAAAGAGCCAGGCAAACGUAGUAGAUUAUGGUCUCAUGAAGACAUCAACAAUGUGCUGAAGAGAAAUACGGGAACAGAUUCAAUCCAAGGCAUGGUAAUGGAGUUGACUACAUUACAAGUGGCUCAUUGGAAGCCAGAAGCCUUUUCAAAUUUGUCUCAACUUAGUCUUCUCCAUAUUUGUAACGUGGACCUUCCCAAAGGCCUCACCUGUCUUUCUAAUUCCUUGAGACUUCUUGAAUGGACUGGGUGUCCCUUAAGAUCUCUCCCACAAAACUUUGAAGCCGAUGAACUUGUUGAACUUAACUUGUGCCACAGCAACAUUGAACAGCUUUGGAAGGGAACAAAGAAUUUUGACAAGUUGAAGUUCAUCAAACUCUGCCAUUCUCAAAACAUUGUGGAGACCCCAGACCUCGCAGGUGUUCAGAAUCUUGAGACUUUAGAUCUUGAAGGAUGUUCUCGUUUGGUAAGAAUCCAUCAAUCCCUUGCAUUUCUCAAAAAGCUUAUUGUGCUGAAUCUUAAAGACUGCAAAAGUCUCGAGAGACUGCCAAGUAGAAUUGAAAUGGAGUCUCUUGAAUCAUUAAUUCUUUCUAACUGUUCAAAAGUUAAGAAGAUUCCUGAGUUUGUUGGAAAUAUGGAAUGUUUGUUGGUGCUUUAUCUUGAUGAGACUGCCAUUGAGGAACUGCCUGAUUCAAUUGAACAGCUGAGUGGCCUUGUGUCAUUGAAUCUACGCAACUGCAGAAAUCUUGUUUGUCUUCCAAGCACCAUCAAUAAAUUGAAGUCUAUUGAAGAUCUUAAUCUUUCUGGAUGCUUGAACCUCGGCAAACCUCAGGUAAAUGUGGGGGUGAUGGACUGUUUUGAGGAAACUGAUGUGAAUAGUGGGUCUGCAAUAGAAAUGUCGUCUACCCAUGAUCGCAAGAAAAAAGGGAGAGGUCCAAUCUUUCAAGGAUGCAAAGUAGUUUGGCGAUCUUUCAAAAAGUUCUUGCCUUCUGGAUUGGUGCAAAAAGUGAAUACAGAGCCAAAGAGCUUCCACUUGCCUAUAUCACAAAACGUGAAUGCAGAGCCAAAGAGCUUCCACUUGCCUAUAUCACAAAACGUGAAUGCAGAGCCAAAGAGUUUCCACUUGCCUAUAUCUGGUCUGUGUAAUUUAACAUAUCUGAACCUGAGUAAUUGCAAUCUUGGUGAAGGAGUAUUUGCCAAUGAAUUUGGUUACUUUCCCUCUUUGGUAACCUUGAAUCUAAGUGGGAACAAUUUUGUUCGUCUUCCUUCAGGCAUUGGAUUGCUUUCUAAGCUUGAGAACUUUAACUUGGAGAAUUGCAAGAGACUUCAAGAGUUGUCAGACCUUCCAUCAAAUAGUAUACUAGAUUUAAGGGCAGAUGGUUGUACUUCACUGAAAUACUUGUUUGAUGCAUCAAAUUUGAACAGAUUAAACAAAUCAUAUUUCAAUUUCAUCAAUUGCUUCAAUCUAAAUGGCAAUCAAGGAUGCAAUAACAUAGCAUUUGAAAUGCUGAAGACAUUCAUGUAUCAGGGAAUCUCUAAUAACAGGGAAACUUUUCAAAUUGUAAUUCCUGGAAGUAAUAUUCCUGAAUGGUUCAGCCAUCGGAGUGUUGGGCGCUCUGUAAGUGUAUCUCUACCUGCACAUUGGAAUAACAGUCGGGUUUUGGGAUUUGCUCUGUGUGCUGUUUUUGUACUCCAUGAGCAACAUCGGAAUGAAAAGCUUUAUAUAGAUGAAUUCAAGACUUUUAAUGCAACACAUCAUCUUGUAUGUUGCCUGAAGCUCGAUGGAAGAGAAUUGGAAGUAUAUGGCAGACAUCCUGCAUUUCGCUUUAGUGAAGAAUUUUGCAAGGUUAAGUCAGAUCACCUGUGGCUAUUCUAUGUAUCUCGUGAUAAAUACUUCGGUACAGAGUGGUGGCAUAACAGUUGCAGUAAGUUUGAGUUCUUAUUUGAAACCAGAGGGCCAGGUCUGAAGGUGAAGGAAUGUGGAGUCCGUCAAUUGCUAUGAUGCACGGUUACGUGAUUUUGCCUUCGUAUCCCGUAUCGAUCCGGGAAACGGGUACGAUACGCUCGGAUACGUGUAUCCGGAUUUGGAUACGUCCGUAUCCUAUUUAGAUACGUAAGAACGUAAAUAAAUCAGAUACGUGGGAUAAUACUGACUUUUUACCCUGAAAAAAAAAAAAAAACGGAAUCAGCUCCGGCCGUCACCAGCGACGCUGUCGUCCAGAAUGGAUUGGAACUCGGCUCUCCAUUUCAGAACGGUCCUGCUUCUCGAGGCGGAUAUCGGGGCGGGAGAGUUGGGGAUCCGGUCCGGGUAGGCUUGGGCUUGGGUGAGAUGACGCUGUGGAGAGAGACUUAAGGAUGUAGCGGAGGGCGGACGCGAGGAGGUCGUCUGAUCAGUCAGCGUCGGAGAUGAGAGGUUUGAUCUGAGUAUUAAGACAAGGAAGAGGAGGAGAAAGGAGCAGGAGAGGACAAGACAAUGAGCUUGAGAUUGAUGCCGAAUUGAGGCUUGGACCAAGGUUAUAGUGAAUGUGUGGGACGGGGGAUCAAGGUUAUAGUGAAUGUGGGACUUCUUGAAGAGAGAGAGGAGACAGAAACUUGACGGUUUCUGUUUUUCUAGGAGGUAAUGGAACCUCUACAGUGAGGCAUGAUCACAUCAUUCACGUGUCAGAAGGCACAUGCUAAGAACAUGGAGCUCAAAUUUGUUGGAUUUAAUUAUUAUUAUUGACUUAUUUAUUUUUAUUAGAUAGAUUAUUAAAAAAAAAUUAAUUA